CUGGCCCAACCCAACCAACGCCUUCCCCUCAUCCACACCGACCUCCUGCGCUUCAGCGCCGCCGUUCAACCACCGGCCGCCCGAAUCUCGGGCGCCUCCCAUGGCCUCCUCCGCCUCCGUCUCGCCUGCCGCCGCAGCCUCCGCCUCCGCCAACUUCUCCGGCACCCACCGCCGCCUCUUCCUCCCCUGUUCCCUGCGCCGCCUGCCCCGCCCCCGCUCGCGCCCGCGGUCGAGCUCCCGCCUCCGCCUCGCCGCCUGCCACGCCAAUACCCUCCUCUCAUCCUCCGGGGCUCAGGGACCGUCAGCCCCCGCAGCCUGCUCGUCCGCCUCCUCCGCUGGCGGGUUCUCUGAAUGGCUGCUCACGCACGGGCUGCCGCCGGGCAAGGUGGCCAUCCUGGAGCGCCCCGUGCCUUGCUCCCGAGGGGGUAAGGACCGGCCGCUGCACUUCGUUGCUGCUGGCCAGGAUCUCGAGGUGGGGGAUGUGGCGUUCGAGAUGCCCAUGUCGCUCGUCGUCACUCUGGAGCGGGUUCUGGGCGACGAGUCCGUCGCUGAAUUGUUAACAACAAACAAAUUGUCUGAGCUGGCAUGCUUGGCAUUGUAUCUCAUGUAUGAGAAGAAGCAAGGAAAAGAUUCACUUUGGUAUCCGUACAUUAAGGAGCUUGAUAGACAGCGAGGAAGGGGGCAGCUAGCUGUAGAAUCACCGCUUUUAUGGACUGAAAGUGAACUGGAUUACUUGAAUGGCAGCCCCAUGAGGGAUGAAGUUGUUGUCAGAGAUGAAGGGAUUAGAAGGGAGUAUAAUGAGCUUGACACAUUGUGGUUUAUGGCAGGUUCAUUGUUUAAGCAAUACCCUUUUGACGUACCUACAGAGGCGUUUCCGUUUGAGAUCUUCAAGCAAGCAUUUGUUGCUGUACAGUCUUGCGUGGUUCAUUUGCAGAAGGUUAGUUUAGCUCGGAGAUUUGCUCUAGUCCCCUUGGGCCCACCACUAUUGACCUACAAGAGCAACUGCAAAGCAAUGCUGACAGCUGUUGAUGAUUCUGUCCGGUUGGUGGUGGAUCGGCCAUACAAAGCAGGAGAACCAAUAAUCGUUUGGUGUGGGCCACAACCAAACUCCAGAUUGCUUCUCAAUUAUGGUUUUGUUGAUGAAGAUAAUCCGUAUGAUCGUAUAGCAAUCGAGGCAUCCCUAAACAUGGAGGAUCCUCAAUACCAAGAAAAGAGAAUGGUUGCUCAAAGAAACGGAAAACUUGCUAUCCAAAAAUUCCAAGUCUGUGUAGGCAAAGAGAAGGAAACCAUUUCAGAAAUGCUGCCUUACUUGAGGCUAGGAUAUAUUUCAGAUCCUGAUGAAAUGCAAUGCAUACUUUCAUCGGAGGGUGAUACAUGUCCAGUUAGUCCAUGCUCAGAGCGAGCUGUACUGGACCAACUUGUUGUGUACCUGAAGUCAAGAUUGGCUGGUUAUCCAACUACUUUGGAUGAGGAUGAAGCUAUGUUGGCAGAUGGCAAUUUGGAACCAAAGAAGGAAGUUGCAACUAGACUUGUAAGGUUAGAGAAGAAAUUGCUGCAUGGCUGUCUUCAGGCUGCUCAUGAGUUCAUAAGUGCCUUGCCUGACCAUACCGUUUCACCUUGCCCUGCUCUAUAUGCUCCCAAUUUGAAAUAAGAGAAGCAACUGUGCUGUGAGAUUCAAUUAUUGCUAGAUGGAUAUGUUACCCCAAAGCAUGUUCCCUGCCAAGUUCAUCAUCAGAAGGAAAUCUGUUCAAGUAAUAAGGGCAUCAUCAGUAUCGAGUAGAUCUACCCAAUGGUUGCAUUGCACAGAAGUGUGGAUGGCUGAAUUUUUUGCCGUUUAGAUUCGAUCUGCAUGUUCAUCUUUGACGACUGUGAGGAAUGAAAAUCUGUACAUGCUCGCUGUCUGUUUUGUCCAUAGAUGAACAUAGCUUUGGUACGGCUAUUCACUCUGUUUUUUUCUUUUUUUUCUUUAACGGCUGGUGUAGUUAUACUGUGAUGGCUGCAGAGCGUUCAAUGUCGUUUAAUGACCUUUAUUCUAUUAGAAGAAGAUGAAAUGAAAACGUAGGUAGGUGCACCAUGUGCUUGCUUUUAAUGGGAACGAAACCGAAGAACACCUACAGGAAA
Brachypodium distachyon (stiff brome) is the source of this 2121-nucleotide messenger RNA. Its product is annotated as fructose-bisphosphate aldolase-lysine N-methyltransferase, chloroplastic. Gene Ontology annotation, molecular function: protein-lysine N-methyltransferase activity. The record is from RefSeq and is a predicted model, not a curated record. The coding region runs from base 101 to 1651 and encodes 516 amino acids. Lineage: Eukaryota; Viridiplantae; Streptophyta; Magnoliopsida; Poales; Poaceae. The transcript is spliced from 13 exons. Gene Ontology annotation, cellular component: chloroplast stroma. Gene Ontology annotation, biological process: peptidyl-lysine monomethylation.